CUUCAUCUUCCUCAACUAAUUCAUUCUCAAGAAAGCCCACAAAUAAACGAUUGGGGAAGAUGAUGACUAAUCGUACAUUCAUUUUCGGAAAAUCCGUUUUCAUUAUUUGCAUUUUCAUGUUCGUUUCAUUGCUUUCUCUUGAGGUCAAGGCAGACACCAAGAAGUAUCAGUUUAAUGUCGAAGUGAAGAACGUUAGCAGAUUGUGCCAUGCAAAACCGAUUGUAACUGUAAAUGGGAGAUUUCCAGGUCCAACAGUUUAUGCCCGAGAAGGAGAUAGAGUUCUUAUCAACGUUUCAAACCAUGCCCAAUACAAUAUGUCCAUUCAUUGGCAUGGCUUAAAACAAUAUGCCAACGGGUGGGCAGAUGGACCGGCAUACAUCACACAAUGCCCAAUCCAGACUGGGAAUAGCUACGUUUAUGACUUCAACAUUACAGGCCAAAGAGGGACACUAUGGUGGCAUGCACAUAUUCUAUGGCUCAGAGCAACUGUAUAUGGUGCUAUUGUAAUUUUACCAAAACAAUCGGUGCCAUUUCCAUUCCCACGACCCGAUGCAGAACAAGUCAUUGUGUUUGGUGAAUGGUGGCAUGCAGAUGUCGAAGAGGUUGUGAAGCAAGGCAAUGCUUUAGGAUUGCCACCAAAUAUGUCUGAUGCGCACACGAUCAACGGAAAACCAGGCCCACUUUUUCCUUGUUCCGAGAAACAUACAUUUGCUAUGGAAGUCGAGCAAGGAAAGAAAUACCUCUUGAGAAUAGUCAACGCCGCACUCAACGACGAACUAUUUUUUGCAAUCGCCGGCCACAACAUGACGGUGGUGGAGAUCGAUGCAGUUUACACAAAACCAUUCACCACAAAUGCUUUAUUGAUUGCUCCGGGCCAAACAACAAAUGUGAUCGUCUCCGCCAGCCAGACUCCUGGCCGCUACUUUAUGGCGGUGCGACCAUUCCAAGAUGUUCCAAUUCCGGUUGACAACAAAACCGCCACCGCAAUUUUCCAAUAUAAAAACAUUCCGACCACCGUCAUCCCUACACUCCCUGUUCUACCAUUACCUAACAACACCAACUUUGCUUUAAGUUAUAACCAAAAGCUCCGGAGCUUAAACACCCCUAACUUUCCGGCGAAUGUGCCGUUGAAAGUUGAUCGGAACUUGUUUUUCACCAUCGGGCUUGGGAAGAGUGAUUGUGCUACGUGCCUCAAUGGUACUCGACUUUCUGCAUCGUUGAACAACAUAACAUUUGUGAUGCCGGAAACUGGACUUCUUCAGGCUCAUUACUUUAACAUGAAAGGAGUGUUUAAAACCGAUUUCCCCGAUAAGCCUCCGACGACUUUUAACUACACCGGUGCUCCCCUUACUGCUAAUCUUUUCACUUCUAAGGGAACACGGUUGAGCAAAAUUGUGUUUAAUUCCACCGUUGAAUUGGUCAUACAAGACACCAAUUUGUUAAGCGUUGAAUCGCAUCCUUUUCAUCUUCAUGGGUUUAAUUUCUUUGUCGUUGGAACUGGCAUUGGCAACUUCGAUCCAUCAAAGGAUCCGGCCAAGUAUAACUUGGUUGAUCCACCGGAGAGGAACACCGUUGGUGUACCCACCGGUGGUUGGGUUGCCAUUCGAUUUCGAGCUGAUAAUCCAGGUGUUUGGUUCUUUCACUGUCACUUGGAGUUGCACACCGGAUGGGGAUUGAAGACGGCGUUUGUGGUGGAAGAUGGGCCUGGAAAAGAUCAGGUGGUUCGUCCUCCGCCAAAGGAUCUUCCAUCAUGCUAACCAAUAAGUGUAUAAUAUUUUCCAAAGAAGUGUGUAUAAGUGUUAAAGCGUCAAAAUUGGAGGUUGCAAUUCUUUUGAGAGUUGACAAAGAAUGAAACUGAAAAAAACUAACAAGAGGAUUUCAUUUCAUACUUUGUUGUGUUUAUUUUCAAUUAGCAAAAAUUAUUUGAUUUUUUAAGUUGACACGUGACGUGACAC
Messenger RNA from Lactuca virosa, 1955 nucleotides. NCBI's taxonomy places the organism in Eukaryota, Viridiplantae, Streptophyta, Magnoliopsida, Asterales, Asteraceae. The record is from the annotation of a GenBank genome assembly.